AUGGAAGAAGCUGGCAUGUUCCCGAAUGUGAGGACUGUGAACAUAAUGAUCGAUAGAUUAUGUAAAGCGCGAAGAGUCGAUCAAGCUUAUUUGAUAUUCAAAGGGAUGGACCACAAAGUUUGUACUCCGGAUGAGAUUACAUUUUGUUCACUUAUAGAUGGUUUGGGAAAGCAAGGGAGAGUAGAUGAUGCAUACAGGCUUUAUGAACAGAUGCUGGAUUCCUAUGAAAUGCCAACUGCUAUUGUAUACACGUCACUCAUAAGGAACUUCUUUGAGUGUGGGAGGAAAGAGGAUGGUCACAAGAUAUACAAAGAGAUGCUAGAAAGAGGUUGUUCUCCUGACCUUGUGCUUCUCAAUACCUACAUGGAUUGCGCUUUCAAAGCAUGUGAAACUGAAAAGGGAAGAGCACUAUUUGAGGAGAUCAAGGCUAGAGGGCUUGUUCCAGAUGUGAGAAGUUACUCUAUCCUUAUUCAUGGCCUUAUCAAAGCCGGUUUUGCACGUGAAACCUAUGAAUUGUUCUAUGCAAUGAAAGACCAAGGUUGUAUCUUGGACACCCGUGCCUACAACACUGUCAUUGACGGUUUUUGCAAGUCAGGUAAAGUGAAUAAAGCUUACCAGCUACUUGAUGAGAUGAAGUCAAAAGGUCACCACCCAACCGUUGUCACCUAUGGUUCUGUCAUCGAUGGCCUUUGCAAAAUUGACAGGCUUGAUGAAGCGUACAUGCUGUUUGAAGAAGCAAGGUCAAUUGGCAUAGUCUUGAAUGUUGUUAUUUAUAGUAGCCUUAUUGAUGGAUUCGGGAAAGUGGGUAGAAUUGAUGAGGCAUAUCUAAUCAUGGAAGAGAUGAUGCAGAAAGGCUUGGCACCAACUGUUUACACCUGGAACUCCUUGCUUGAUGCACUUGUGAAAUCCGAGGAAAUCGACGAGGCAGUGGUGUGUUUUCGGAACAUGAAGGAGCUCAAAUGCACUCCCAACCAUAUAACUUAUAGCAUCCUAAUUAACGGUCUCUGCAAAAUUAGGAAAUUCAACAAGGCAUUUGUGUACUGGCAAGAGAUGCAGAAGCAAGGAUUGAAACCAAAUACCAUCACUUACACUACCAUGAUCUCGGGGCUAGCUAAGGCUGGGAAUAUUUUGGAGGCAAAGAACCUCUUUGAGAGGUUCAAGGCAAAUGGAGGGGUACCAGAUUCUGCUAGUUACAAUGCUAUAAUAGAAGGGUUAAGCAUUGGAAAUAGAGCUGUGGAUGCAUAUGGGAUAUUCGAGGAAACCAGGAUGAAAGGUUUCAACAUCCACACCAAGACCUGUGUUGCCCUUUUGGAUGCUCUGCACAAGGCAGAAUGUCUAGAGCAGGCUGCCAUCGUUGGGGCUGUCCUGCGAGAGACAGCAAAAUCUCAACAUGCUGCGAAACAUUGGUAA
Messenger RNA from Linum tenue, 1410 nucleotides. Lineage: Eukaryota; Viridiplantae; Streptophyta; Magnoliopsida; Malpighiales; Linaceae. The record is from the annotation of a GenBank genome assembly.